Tigriopus californicus is the source of this 3380-nucleotide messenger RNA. RefSeq lists its product as uncharacterized. The record is from RefSeq and is a predicted model, not a curated record. The transcript has 2 exons. Lineage: Eukaryota; Metazoa; Arthropoda; Copepoda; Harpacticoida; Harpacticidae. Bases 638 to 1339 code for a protein of 233 amino acids.
GUCUGCAAAAUACAGAUGGAAGAUUGACAUUUUACGGUACCAAAAUUAGUCCAAGAUGAGUUAUUCAAAUUGUUCUGAUUAAGAGCCAAGACAUGUUUGCCACAAACGAAGUGCAUAAUAUUUUCAUUCUCACGUUCCCACCAGAUUAAUCCGAAGUGCAUAGAGCUUGGAACAGAAAAACAUCAAAAGAUCUACAAUGUUAGAAUGCGAGCAAAUUAAAAAUUCCUCUUUCAAGUAUUUAGUUCUCUGCCUUUGGGGAAAAAAUAUUUGAAAGGACUGGAACAACGAGUGAAAUUGGGAGAUAAACAUGUGAUAAAGCAAGUGCCAGUGAACGGAUGGAAUUGCAAAUAUGUUGACCUUUUCUGUCCAUCGAUGAAUAAGAAUUGGUUGUCAAGGCUCACCAGCAGACCAACACUCAUGGAACGUCUGUGAUAUAAAACUCAUGGAACGUGUGUAAUAUCUGAAGAUUCGAGGCAAGCCGUUCGUUUUGUUUCAUUCCAUAGAUAGAGUGCACGGUAACGUGAAGGUGUCAGUUCUUGACCUUGAGGUUGGACAAACUUAUUCUUAUUCACUUGGCACAGAGCACAGAGAGUCUUUCCAUUGAAAGUUUUCUCAUUUUGUCUUUGUUCUUCUUUACAUGUUCAAGUUACCGCUGGGUGGAGCCCCCGAAAAGAAAGGUUUGUCUUUCACCAGAUCAGCCAUGGAGGAUUUCAGUGAAGCCUCCAAAGCUCCUCGAUCAACCUCGCCCAAGAGUUCUGGCGACGGUGGAGGCAGCAGUGGAGGACACGUCUCGCCUCAUUCCCCUCACACGAGCAGUUUGUGCCAUGGUUCUAGUGGGCGGAUCCCGUCCCUCGUGGAUGCACGACGAUCACAGGCCUUUCAAAAUUUGCAAGACCCAAGUAAGCAGCGGAGCAUGUCCGUGGUCACCAAUCCCAAGUAUGACGUCAUCGAACGCAUUGAGCGGGGCAAACGAAGCUCCUCCGGAUUCAUGCGCAGCAAUUCCCUACAGACCCCGUCCGGCUACGGCACGGCUAAUCGACCGGCAAUCCCCACGGGUAACAUGCUCACCGAAUCCCUAAUGGCCGCGGCAGCCGAGCGGAAACGGAAGAAAUCUGUGGCGGCCUCCAUUCGGAACAUCGUGAAGGCCGAGGAACGCAAGUUCGACUUGCCCUUCUAUACAAUGGCCAUCGUGUUGGUGGUUGUGAUUAGUUUGCUCAUCGUGAUGACUGUGCUGUGGGUGAAUGCUGUGAGGGUUUGCCAGUAUGCACGCUGGAUUACCCAGAUCAAUGGGACACACACUAAUCAGACCAGGUUUCCACUGGUGGAGGAUAAGUCCUGAAUGGAUGGUUGUGCACAAAAAGGGAAAGCCAUUGUUUGCCAAUGCUUCAUAGAAAAUAAAUGUAUUGUAUAGGACAGGGGGAUUACUAAGCACCCGAAAUGAGGCUAAAUUUUCUCGGGGAAGAAUCCUCUCGUUGCGUUAUGUACAUUUACCAUUGCCUAAGUAGAAGAACACGCAUGCUUAUGAGGGAGAUUCAGGCAAAGUAGGUUUGUCAACCACAUUUCCAUGUACAUGCUGCUCUUCAUAUUAUAAGUAUUGAGUAUCUUAAGUGAAUGGAAGGAUCCAUGUACCACAAUCAUACAUUCAUUGUCAUGUGGGCCUUGUUUUCCAUUGUUCCAAAUCUUAUUGCCAGUAAUAUUUAUUUAUUGUUUAUUUUCAUUGUCCUUACCACUCAAAUCACCCAGGGGAGGUAGAAAGAAAUUUGAUUUUAUGACAGAUGCCAAAUAUACUGUAUCUAGUGUUGCCAUGUAAGUGAAGCUCCCCCAAUUUGGUACUUCUCGAAUUAUAAAGUACUAUCGCCAUUUCUUCCCUACAUCGAUAAGACAGCACACUUCCGUGAUUUCAUCUAAUGCACCUCAAUACAAAAACUCUGCCUCGAGAAUGCCCUUUUUGGCGAUAAUAUGCAAUAAUAUGUGUAAUGUUAAGGUUCCCGGCUUCCCAGCCCCUUUUAGCAAAAGCUAUUGUAAAAUAUUGGACAUGAACUUCGCUUCUUUUUUCAAUAGGAUGCUUCGCAAUCAGUGGAGGCCUCACUACGAGUUUCAGUUAGUGGUUUUUAUGGCCAGAUAAUAGAUUACUGUCUGGCAGUCCAAUAAGACCCACAAUAAACCACUUUGUCUCCUGAGAUGAGAGGGGUUCCAAUCGAGAUGGAACAAUGGAUUGUCGUAGAGAGCCUUCCACAGCUCUAGGUGGAUCAUUGAAGCUAAAGAAUCUCUCUGAAACAGCCUUGAAGACUCAAUACGCACCAUCGUUUCCCAAAUCAAUCUCUGUCACGCUUUGGAAGUGAAAAAUACCGCCAUCAUGCUCAUCAUCUCGACCGACGAGUCCAUAAAAUCGAAUUAGUUUCCGUUCAGACAUGUCUCCUUGGUGCUUUCGGGUUUUAAAGGCUCUCUCCGAUCUCCAAUAGGAAGAUUAAAGACACUUGAUUCAUUCAUCCGUUCCAUUUGGGAAAUUGGGAUUAAUAGUUUCAAGCUCCAGUCUGUCUCAUUACGUUCUUUUCCGGUGGCUUAUUGUAUCCCUGUCUGUAUUCUUCGUAUCGCAAUUUGAUUGACAGACUUGAAUCUAUUUUGGACUGAAUUGUAAUUUGACAUUUAUUGACUGAAAAUUUAGAGCCACUCAAGCUUCGGAACGACGUCAUUGGUACGUAGUUGAGCUUAUGAGUUAAAAUAUGAUUACUCACCAAGGAAACCCGGAAUUGGGUUCCACAGCUUCUUCCCGGAUGCUUGGUUUUAAUUAUGGUGAAGACGGAUGGUGGUCUCGAGAAAUUCCUGCCUCAGCUCUUCAUCAAGAGACAAAAGCAAAACUUAAAGGGAAGCUGGCAAUCUGAUACUGGAGCAAAUAACUUUGAUGAGGGAGUUGUUCUCUUCCCGAGAAUUGGGAAAGUUCCAAAGGUACAUGAAAAUCAAAGAUAGACUCUCUCAGGAUAUUUGGGGCCAGUUUUGUACGUAAUCCAUGCCAAUCAAGAGGAAUAGAGGAAGUAUUCCUGAACAUUUCUACUUUCAAUGGUCCUUAUCUGUUAGAUCAGGUGAAUGGUGACUGGAAUGAAAAUCUGUGAAAGGGAAGGAAGUUAACUGAAAUGUCAAUUGCUUUCAGUCAUUCAUUAUAUCCAAGCAUGUUCCAGCACCAUUUUGAAAAGACUUGGUUGGGGAAAAGCUUGAGGAGAGCAGAAAAGUAAAAAGUACACACAUACAUAGGGUACAUAACGUUUUGUACGUAGUGCAAGAAGGUCAUUGGUGGACAAAGUUGCGGAUCAUUUCCCGCAAUAUGGAUUAGUAUCAUCAGGGGCCGAGAAAAUAUUUUUUACCAAAACGUAUCUUUUGUAAUG